This is a messenger RNA of Effrenium voratum, 762 nucleotides long. Lineage: Eukaryota; Dinophyceae; Suessiales; Symbiodiniaceae. The record is from the annotation of a GenBank genome assembly.
AUGAAGCCCUUGGACUCAGAUGAGUGUCGGCACAAGCUGCUCUUCGGAGAUGGCGUUGUCUAUGACUUCAAGACAGGCGAACAUCGCCCUGUACAGUCAGAUGACCGCAUGAGGCUGGCCAUGGCGUGUCCCUUCAAGCUGUGGGUCCCUCCGCCAGGCGCCCCUGACAUCACCCAGAAGCUUUGCAAUUGGCUGCCCCGGGCACACGGGGCGUUGCAAGAUGACGAGUUGGGCCGGGAGAUCCUGGCUGACUUGCAGCAACUGUCCAAGGAAUGUGCUCUUCUGAAGCUCCUUUUUGAAACUUUUGACUGCUGGCACACCACGGUCCAUUUUCUCCGCAAUGUUGCUGUUAUGGCCAGCGCAGCAGCCAACUUCAACUUCCUGAACUGGGUCACUGGGGCUGGAGGAGCAGCCAAGGACACCCUCUUGUCCAUUGUCCUGACAGCUUUCGGGGAGGAGGGUGACCAACUCGGCUUUUGCGAGAUGGGCCGCAAGCUCACAACAGCAGUCGACCAGCGCAACAGCGUGAACCCGGUCUUGGACGCCGUGCGCGGAAAGCGCUUCAUGUGGUUUUCCGAAGCACCAGAAGCAGGGCUUGUCACAGACUUGCCGAAGAUGUUGUGCGAGCAGACUGGAGCAAGCCUCAGAGCCGGGAAACGCCAGCAGCUUCAGCAGUUUCAUCCCAUGGGCUUGAUGUGGUUCACCUCCAACUUUGCCCCAGGCUUCAGGGAUGGGGGCAUCCCCACGCCUGCAGAUCUUUGA